Messenger RNA from Porites lobata, 2565 nucleotides. The record is from the annotation of a GenBank genome assembly. NCBI's taxonomy places the organism in Eukaryota, Metazoa, Cnidaria, Anthozoa, Scleractinia, Poritidae.
AUGUCGCACUUAGCAACAUCUCCAAGUUUCUUUCUUAACGAUUCACGAAAUGGGACCACAACGACAAACACUACACCGACUCCGUUUCAAGCUGAUCCUACUCUUGGACUGUUGGUAGAGGUUGUGGUUAUUGUCUUGAUUUGCGGACAUCUCCUUAUCAUCACAACACUGUAUCGAUACAGACCGUGGAACAUAGCAGACCUACUGUUAUUUUCGCUGUCAAUGGCCGAUGUCAUAAACGCCGCUAUUCCAUUGCAGAUGGUAAACAUUAUGAACAACUUUAUUGGCCCGCAUCUUUGGACUCGAGCAUCGUGCGCCGUGUUUGUAAUACUCACUUAUGCAUUCCGUAUUGCCUCGGUGUGCACGAUAACUCUGAUAUCGGGUGAUAGGGCCAUUCUAUUGACGCGGCCACUACAACACCAUAUCAUUGUCACAACUGGAAGGGCUAGGAAGGCUGUCAUUGCUAUCUGGUUGUUUUCUUUGUUCAUGGCGAUUUUGCCAUUUAUUGGAGUAGGGGUGCCGGGCUAUCGAGAUGGAUACUGCUUUUAUCAGUUGUUUGAUUUUGGACUGGUAUACGGUUAUAUCAUCGAGAGUGUCGGUAUACUUCAGCUAAUUGUUGUUUUGAUUUGCUUCAUUGCAAUCAAAGUUACAAGUGGCAAAUUUGUCAAACGACAGAGCACCAUGGCCGCUGCCAAGCAAACUGGCGCCAAAACUCAUCAGGCGCGGGAAACUGCGGGCACUCGACAAGUAAAGCAAAUGUCAGCUAUGAUGGCGAUUGUAGUAGUGUUGUAUUACAUCAGUUGGCUGCCUUAUUUGGUAAGUAGUGCGUGCACUGCGUGUUUGUAUGUGUGUAAGGUCGAGUAAGUGUACUUUCAUUUUGACUGAAUCAAGUGGCCAGAUUCUAAUAUGAACAAAAGAUAAUACUAAGAAAUUUAAAGCUACAGGUAUUUCAACACUAGCUUCAAUAAUUAAUUAAAAUGUACUCCCGAAAUAUAUUCUCCUUGUUGAUCUGUACGUUAUCUUGGUAUGGAUUUAGUCCAAGUCUUUAGGCCAGCCAUUGUAGUGGAUCUGUCAGAAUACACCCAUAACAUGGAGAAUCUAUAGCUAUUAGCUGUGUCAACUAAUAAAGUUUAUUUUUAUUAUCUAAACAUUUCGGGAGAAAACUAUUUCUUGGCUUGUUAUUAUCGAGUUGGCGAAGGUUCCUUUCAAUAUAAAAAACAAUCAAAACUCCUAAAAAGGAUCCACAAGAUGAUAUUAUUUAUGGGCGGAUUUUCGUUGCAUCGAAUAGGUGACACAUAACAAUGUAAGUAGUGUUUUCUUCAAUCCCCGUUAAUCCUUCGAGACGUGAUUUUCAUCAUUAAAAUUAUCUUAAGUUUAAAAGAAGCUAAGGGAUUUUUAAGGAAAAACAAAGCUUCAAUUGUUCAAAAGUGUCCCAACAUUUCCAGCUUACUCGGUAUUUCUGUCAUCUAAUUGCUCAAGUUAGGAUAAGUUAUUUACGUGGUAAAAUUUUGCAUAAAAUAUUUCAAGUUACCGAUUAUUCAGAGGACAAAUAUUUACAUUUUUCUGAAGCGUGGUCAACCUUGUACAAUCAGGCCGAAUACUUUUAAUUCCGGGAGUUUCCUAUAUCUCAGAUCAAUAAGAUUCAGCUUUCUCAUGUUCCUUUUAUUUAUUUCUUAUUUAUAAAUUAAGGGUUUCCAUUUCAGUUGAAGCCUAAAAAAGUAGUUCGAGAGAACAACACAAAGAUCAAGCAGGUCUUUACUUCUUUGUCUUUCUCUAAAGCCGACAAUAUGAACUUUAAUUUGUACAACCUUUACAGUUGACAGACGAACGCCUUUGUCGGCAUUUCAACGCUUUCAUUAAGUUGAUCUGGCGUAACCCGCAAAACAUGUUCCCACUCUAAAACCGAGUUUGCCACAACGUGUUGGUGGUGUAGUUUUUCUUUUCUUUUCUCAAAUCAACAACUUAGAAGAUUUUUUGCUUUCAGCGCUAUUCAAAAAAGGUCCAAAGAUUUCUCGAGAUGCGCACAAUCGGGUCGCAAUGAAUUGAUACUUCGCCAAGCCAGAGUGUUCUUUAACCAGGCUCAUUUCCGAUAUUCUCACCCCUCAAAGUUAUCGAACGAAAAAUAAUCUUGUACAGUGUAAUAAACAGCACUAUACCAAAAAACUGGUCAUUUACGUUAACCCGAGAGGUCAUAGUCUUAUGAAACCUCUGUAACCUCAGCUUUUUUCGUUUAGUUUUGUCAAUUUAUUUUUGUUUCCUACACUAUGUGUGAGAUCGUAAAAAGGAUGUUUGCGCAAAUUAAUACUAGAAACAUACGUUGGCUAUUUCAUGCCGUUUUUUCUUGUUGAUUUUUAGUUGAUAAACCUCUACAGUAUGGUUACGGGACAAAUUAAUCACUCGCUGGUUGUCAUCAUCGGUAUGUUCUCCCUUGUGAACGCUCUCAUUAAUCCAGUUUUGUACGGUAAGAUGAGUCAAAGAUACAGAAAAGGGUACAUUUACAUCUUCAAGAAAAUUUUGUCAGUUUGUGGAGCAGAGCAGCCUGAUGGCUCUUUCUUUGGUAAGUAA